ACAAAACAGAAGACUACGCCGCUCUUUCUCUCCUUCUACUUCACAGUCUUAUUGUUCUGCACCUUCCCGUCGCUUCCGUGCGUGGCCAUCGCCUCUGCAGCACUCCUGCUCUUCAACCGUGGUACCGGCCAGGUUCGGGUUCCAUGAAUUGAAUGAAUUUGUGAUUAAACUCCAGUAGUAUGCGGGUAAUUCUAAAUGGAUUCGGAUACUUAAAUUGAUAUCGGGUUCGGAUUUGGGUAGUUGAUUUUUGGCGGGUACUCGCCCCGCAGCCAUCCCUACUUGAGAGAGGAAAGAGGGGAACUGUGUGAUAGAGAAAAAACAGUAGCGGCAGAUGGGAGCUGGAAGUAGGAGGUCACAAGGCAGAGGUGGAGGCGGCAGGAACCAAAGGAUGCUUAAGCAUCAUAUAGACUCUUGCAAGAAAAAAUUCUCAACCUCAGAUGAUAUUGCCCACCACCUCCGCCAAAACCACUCCAACUACCGGCGUAUGGAGCUCAAGACCUUGAUUAGACUCGUUAACCAAAUUCUACAUCCUUCAUCACCAUCGCCAUCAUCAUCAUGCAAAAGGUCUUCCUCUCUGUGGCAACAUGAAGAAGAGGAAGAGGAGGAGGAUGAGGAGGGUGUUUCCAUUUAUCCUAGUCAAUCUCGUAAAAGAAGGAAGCGAACUGAUGAUAGCGAAAAGAGAUUGCUGCAAAUCGAAAAUGAUCAUACCAAAAGGAUUGACCAAAAUCAGCCGACACCCUCCUCAUUGGAAUCGGAGUCAGACUCAGAGUCAUUGCCUUCUUCUUCAGCUGUUUCAACUUCGGAGGAUGGAAUUUAUGGAGAGAAAGUGGAGCCGGAGUUUGAUUUGAUGCAAUCAAUGUUACGCCAGAGUUAUGCCACCGAAUCAAAAGAGAAAGAGAAAGGGAAAGAGAAAGAAAAAGAGAAGGAGAAGAAUAUUGAAAUGGAGGUUGCUAGUAAUAGCAAAACCAAAAAUAAGGUUGACAUUGUAAAUUCAUGCAAAGGUGAAGAAGAAGCCAGUAGAUUGGGGGCUGAUGUGAGAAAUGAGUGGAAAGGGAAGGGACAGUUGUUUGAUACUGAUAGUGUGGAGGUUAAGGGGAAGGAUGGGCCUAGGUUCAGGGACUUAGGAGGAAUGCAGUCAGUGUUGGAGGAAUUGGAGAUGGAGGUGUUUUUGCCUCUGUAUCAUCCUCAUGUGCUGCAGCGGCUUGGAGUCAACCCGAUAGGUGGGAUUUUACUCCAUGGGCCGCCGGGUUGUGGUAAGACCAAAUUGGCUCAUGCAAUUGCCCAUGAGACUGGAGUUCCCUUUUACAAGAUUUCAGCUACAGACGUCGUUUCUGGGGUUUCAGGUGCAUCCGAGGAAAAUAUCCGAGACCUGUUCUCCAAAGCAUACAGGACUGCUCCAUCAAUUGUUUUCAUUGAUGAGAUUGAUGCAAUUGCUUCAAAGAGAGAAAAUCUACAGAGGGAGAUGGAGCGAAGGAUUGUGACACAAUUGAUGACAUGCAUGGAUGAAUUUCAUAGACUUUUACAACCAGCUGAUGCAAAUUCAGACUUAGAAAGUUCUGACAAAAAAACUGGCUAUGUUCUUGUAAUUGGAGCUACCAAUAGGCCUGAUGCCAUUGACCCUGCAUUAAGGCGGCCUGGAAGAUUUGAUCGUGAGAUUAGGUUAGGCGUGCCAGAUGAGAAUGCUAGGGGUUGAAUUCUGUCAGUCCUACUAAAAAUGUUACUCUUGAAGGUUUCUCUUGUCGUUUUACAUAAAGCUAGGUUAUCGCCAGGUUUUGUUGGAGCUGACUUGCAUGCUUUGGUUGACAAGGCUGGUAAUCUUGCCAUGAGGAGAAUCCUUGCCCAGAGAAAGUCUGAGCUAACCAGAGAAUAUCCAAACAAGGAAUGUCCUGAAGAAUGGUGGAAAAUACCUUGGUUGCCUGAGGAAAUUGAAAAGCUUGCCAUUACAAUGGCUGACUUUGAGCAAGCAGCUAAGAUGGUUCAACCCUCUUCAAGAAGAGAAGGAUUCUCUACCAUUCCUAAUGUGAAAUGGGAAGAUGUUGGCGGGCUUGAAUCUAUAAGGAAUGAGUUUGACCUUCACAUAGUUAGGCGUGUUAAAUAUCCUGAGGAUUAUCAGAAAUUUGGAGUGAAUUUAGAGACAGGAAUUUUGCUUUAUGGCCCUCCAGGAUGUGGUAAAACACUGAUUGCAAAGGCUGUUGCUAAUGAGGCUGGAGCUAAUGGAGCUAAUUUCAUUCACAUCAAGGGUCCUGAACUUCUGAAUAAAUAUGUUGGAGAAAGUGAACUGGCAGUUCGGACAUUGUUUGGUCGUGCAAGGACCUGUGCGCCAUGUGUUCUUUUCUUUGAUGAGGUGGAUGCUUUGACAACAAAGCGCGGGAAAGAAGGGGGCUGGGUCGUUGAGCGGCUGUUAAAUCAGUUACUUAUAGAGUUAGAUGGUGCAGAUCAGCGGCCAGGUGUUUUUAUCAUUGGUGCCACUAACAGACCUGAGGUGAUGGACCCUGCUGUCUUACGACCUGGUAGGUUUGGAAAACUUCUUUAUGUCCCGCUCCCCAGUUCAGACGAUCGAGGAUUGAUUUUGAAGGCCCUUUCAAAGGGAAAACCUAUUGAUCCCAGUGUGGAUUUGAGCGCCAUUGGUCUGAUGGAAGCUUGUGAAAAUUUAAGCGGGGCUGAUCUUAAGAAGCUGAUGGAUGAAGCUGCGAUGGCUGCUCUAGUUGAGGCAAAAAGAAAUAGCUGCUCAGAUGAGAGCCCAUGCACAAUCAAGGCGACUCAUUUUGAGCAAGCACUAAAUAAAAUUUCUCCAUCUGUCUCGCACAAGCAAAUACAAUAUUACAAGGUUUGGUCAGAGAGCUUUAAAACCACAUGAGACAGAACAAAGAAACAAAAUGUUAUUUACAUUACAUGUCUUCAUGCAGUCGCUAUGAUGCCUAACACCUGUCCAUAGAGGAAGUCGAGAGCAAGUUCUCAUGCGAUGGAUGAAAAUUUUGACCUGCAUCACCAUUUUGGGUGAAAAUUUUGUUUAAUUGUAGAUUUUGCAUUUCAGGUUUUCAAAUCAGUGGAAAGAAAGACGCCUUUUGUAUAGAUUUCUUUUAUAUUAUUAUUAUUAUUAUUAUUUAUGAUUCAUUCGGUUUUAAA
Molecule: messenger RNA, 3126 nt
Organism: Jatropha curcas
Lineage: Eukaryota; Viridiplantae; Streptophyta; Magnoliopsida; Malpighiales; Euphorbiaceae
Source: RefSeq, a predicted model, not a curated record